Penicillium daleae is the source of this 216-nucleotide messenger RNA. RefSeq lists its product as uncharacterized. The coding region runs from base 1 to 216 and encodes 71 amino acids. The record is from RefSeq and is a predicted model, not a curated record. NCBI's taxonomy places the organism in Eukaryota, Fungi, Ascomycota, Eurotiomycetes, Eurotiales, Aspergillaceae. The transcript has a single exon.
AUGGCUAGUUCAAUCGAGAACCUGCCCAACUCAAGAUUGGCAGCGGUGGAAUCCUCAAUUGUGGCCUGCAUGGCGGUUAUCCGUUUGGUUGGGCUCGAGUUGAUUACUUCGGAUGCACCUACAACUGCCGUCCACAGCCUGGCCGAUAUCCCUGUUGAUCUGAACGCCUCCCCGUCUUCCGCGCUUGUUUCACGCUCGAAUGAAAAAUCGAAAUGA